AUCUAUUAAGCCUAAUUAAUCCAUGUUAAUAAUGAACUAAUUAGGCUUAAUAUAUUCCUCUCGUGAAUUAAUCUUUACCUAUGCAAUUAGUUUUGUAAUUAAUCUAUAUUUCAUACUUCUAAUUAGUAUCUAAAUAUUUAAUGUGAUAGGAAUUCUAUGAGCCCAACAACCAAACACCCCUUAAUCAUGUUCGACAUCUAUGCCACAUCUACCAACUCACAACAAAGACAGGUCACCCGCCUUUUAAAAAAAUUAAUAAUAAAAAAGUCGGCUGCCUGUAAGCUGUAACCUGUCAACAUUCGUCACCAAAGCACUCAAAGAAAAGAACAAAAAAGAAAGGAAGAAAGAGAUUACAUUAAGUAUAGCUUUAUCUUUUCAUUGGCAAAUAAAGAAUUCACUCCACCUAUCCUCCUCUUCUUCCUCCGACCAGAGUGCUCUUGCAAGCAAGUCGUCCUGAUCCCUCUAACCGCAGAGAUCAUGGAGAGCGCCAAGAAGCAGCAGCAGCAGCGCCACCACUUCGUGCUGGUGCACGGCGCCUGCCACGGCGCGUGGAGCUGGUACAAGGUGGCCACCGCCCUGUCCUCCGCCGGCCACCGCGUCACGGCGCUGGACAUGGCCGGUUGCGGCGCCAGACCCGAGCGCGCCGAGGAGGUGUCGUCCUUCGAGGAGUACAGCCGGCCGCUGCUGGACGCCGUGGCCGCGCUACCGGCCGGGGAGAAGGCGGUCCUCGUCGGCCACAGCUUCGGCGGGCGAAGCCUCGCGCUUGCCAUGGAAAGGUUCCCGGACAGGAUCGCCGUCGCGGUGUUCGUGUCGGCCGCCAUACCCGCCGCCGGGAAGCCCAUGACGCUCGUCUUCCAACAGUUUUCGCAAGAACAGCGGGCAGCGGAUUUCUACAUGGACUGCAAAAUCGAAACCAGCGGCGAUCCCCAGCAUCCCGUGGAGACGAUUCGGUACGGACCACGGUACUUGGAGCAGAGAUUGUAUCAGCUCAGCCCCCCUGAGGAUCUGACCCUGGCGAAGGCGGCGACGAGGCCGUCGCGGCGGUUCCUGAACGACGCGACGAUGAACGGGGCCAUCCUUACGGCGGAGCGGUACGGCGCGGUGAGGCGGGUGUGCGUCGUCGCCGAGGACGACGCGAUGCUUUCGGCGGAGUUCCAGCGGCGGAUGGCGUCGUGGAACCCCGGCACGGAGGUGAGGGGGCUGCCGGGUGCGGAUCACAUGCCGAUGCUGUCAAAGCCGGAGGAGCUCUCGGAAAUGCUAAUGGAGGUGGCCGACAAGUACAGCUCCGGGUCCAGGUGCUUGGUCACGUUCCCCCGGCACAGCGGGCACGUCGGCUUCUUACGGAACCACUUGGAGAUGCACCGGCGGUGGAAGGCGUGCGCGCACCCCGGCAGCUCCACGGGCACGCCCUUCCCCGCCGCCGCAGCCUCCUCGUGCAACACCUCCAAGCAGAUGCUGCACCCAUCGUCCUUCCCCUCCGUCGCCGGCGGCGCCCCCCUGCAUGCCGUCAUAAGCACCCGGGGCGCGCUGUACCUGAUAUGGCGGUCCACCGCCAGCUCCACAACGGCGGCAGAGCGGCUGCCCUCGUCGAGGCCCCGCGCCAGGUCGGCGAGCUGCGGCACGACGUCCUCGGGCAGGAUGGCCUCCCACUCGUCGUCGGUGAGGUCGAGGUCCCGUAGAGGCCGGAUCGCCCUCAGCAGCAGCCGCAUCACGUCGCGGACGCUGUCCUCGUCGACCAGGACGUCCCUGGGCACGGCGGCGACGAAGCUCGCCUCGGCGCCGGACCCGCGGUAGACGUACACCUGUCUCUGCCCGCGCCCGCGCCCGGCGCGGAUGUACUUGGUCACGUGGCACCUCAGCUGCACAGCGAGCUCGGGCUCGCCGCCGCCGCUCGGCUCGGUCUGCGGGGUCGUGUGGAGGAAUGUAGUGCUGGCCUCGACUCGACGCGUGAUCAGGGACGACCCGUUCUUCCCCUGCGACUCCAUGGCUGAUCGAUCGACGCCGGCCGGAGGCAACGGCGACGUACGGCCGAUCGAAUUGUUAGCUAGCGAGAUGCGAGUUGCUCGAGUUUCUUUGCUGUAUGUAUCCGCGCCACAUAUGUAUAUCCAGCUCGCACCUCGCAGCGGCGUUCGGACUCACCUCCGAGACGGGCUUCCC
Messenger RNA from Setaria italica (foxtail millet), 2157 nucleotides. RefSeq names its product probable esterase PIR7A. The transcript has 4 exons. NCBI's taxonomy places the organism in Eukaryota, Viridiplantae, Streptophyta, Magnoliopsida, Poales, Poaceae. Bases 478 to 1794 code for a protein of 438 amino acids. Gene Ontology annotation, molecular function: methyl jasmonate esterase activity; methyl salicylate esterase activity; methyl indole-3-acetate esterase activity. Gene Ontology annotation, biological process: salicylic acid metabolic process; jasmonic acid metabolic process. The record is from RefSeq and is a predicted model, not a curated record.